GUGUAGUUUCAGUUCAACAGCCUUUUGGGGUUGCCAGUUACACUUCGAACGUCUCCCUCUUAAAAUUUAAUAUAGCAUUAAAUAUUAAACAAUUCGAUAAUCUGUUUGAAUAUAAGGACACAAAUCAUGCCAAACACCAAGGAAAUGGGGACGGAUGCCAAUCUGGAGGAGAAAACCGCAAGGCUAAACAGCCGCGAUAGUGCCGUACUGAAGGACCUCAUGAAGAAACGCCUUACGGAAUGCGGAUGGCGAAAGGAUAUUGAGCAAAUGAUCCGUCAGACUAUUCAGGAGCGUGUGGGCAAUUUAACACGCGCCCAACUCGCUGAGAAAAUUGUUCCCCAAGCACGCGCCUUGGUUCCCGACGUGAUCUGCAAGGAAAUGCUGAUACGUGUGCAUCACGCCUUAGGAUCGUCGCAGCCAGUGGAGAGGAAAGGAAUGGGCAAUCGAGACUGUCAAGAUUAAAUUCUAGCACAUGAGUGUCUGUUGAUUUAUUUAUGUCUUCAUUAAUUAAGUAGAUAUUUACAGUCUUAUGCUAGUUACUAAUUGCGUCAUAUUGGUAAUACAAAAUAUGCAUGUAAUAAUAAUAAACAACCUAUGUUGCUAUGUU
This is a messenger RNA of Drosophila serrata, 607 nucleotides long. It is a transcript of the gene e(y)2b, whose product is annotated as enhancer of yellow 2b. Gene Ontology annotation, cellular component: nuclear pore; SAGA complex. Gene Ontology annotation, biological process: positive regulation of DNA-templated transcription; mRNA export from nucleus. The record is from RefSeq and is a predicted model, not a curated record. NCBI's taxonomy places the organism in Eukaryota, Metazoa, Arthropoda, Insecta, Diptera, Drosophilidae. Gene Ontology annotation, molecular function: transcription coactivator activity.